Messenger RNA from Closterium sp. Yama58-4, 1959 nucleotides. NCBI's taxonomy places the organism in Eukaryota, Viridiplantae, Streptophyta, Zygnematophyceae, Desmidiales, Closteriaceae. The record is from the annotation of a GenBank genome assembly.
AUGGCGGGCCUUCUCGCGCAGCCUGCGCGCGUAACGCGGGUGGCCGUCCCCGCGUCCUCUCCGCUAGCAUCCGCCGCCUUCAUUUCCCCUAGUCGCUUUUCUGCCGCCGCUCACGGCCGGAUAGCGGCGCGGCAGCGCAAGUCGCUGGCCGUUAGAGCGGCGGCGGGCGAUUCGAGUGGCGACGGCGACAAUGUGGUAACCCUGCUGGACUACGGCGCGGGAAACGUGCGAAGCGUGCGAAACGCCAUUCGCCUGUUGGGUUACGAGAUCAACGACGUGAGCGAGCCCGAGGACAUCCUGGCAGCGCGGAAGCUCAUCUUCCCGGGCGUGGGCGCGUUCAGAGCCGCCAUGGAUGUGCUGAAUGAGCGAGGCCUGGCAGACGCCAUUCGCCAGUACGUGGCGUUGGAUCGCCCCUUCCUGGGCAUCUGCCUGGGCCUGCAGUUGCUCUUCGACGGCAGCCAGGAGUUUGGCGACGUGGAGGGAUUGGGCAUCAUCCCAGGCACUGUGUCCCGAUUCGAUGCAUCCAAGGGGCUCACCGUGCCGCAGAUCGGGUGGAACGGGCUGCAGAUCGUGCAAUCCGAGCCGUCCAUUCUGGAUGGCGUGAAUGGGCGCCACGUGUACUUUGUGCACUCGUACCGAGCCACUCAGACUCCUGCGAACAGCGAGUGGGUGCUGGCGACGGCCAACUAUGGCGAGCCGUACGUGGCGGCAGUGCGGAAGGGCAACGUGCAGGCCGUGCAAUUCCACCCGGAGAAGUCGGGCGUGGUGGGUCUGGACAUCCUGCGUCGCUUCCUCGGCCCCAACAGGAGCCAGCAGGCCAACGAGGUAGAGGAAGCAUGCAGCAAGCCUUUGAGGGGCCCACGAGCCACGCAGCUGGCGAAGCGUGUGAUUGCAUGUUUGGAUGUGCGCGCUAACGACCGGGGAGACCUCGUGGUCACCAAGGGCGACCAGUAUGACGUGCGGGAGCAGGGCGAUGAGAGGGAGGUGCGCAACCUGGGCAAGCCAGUGGAGCUGGCAGCACGGUAUUUCAAGGAGGGCGCGGACGAGGUGGCGUUUCUCAACAUCACGGGCUUCAGGGACUUCCCCCUCGGCGACCUGCCCAUGCUCGAGGUGAUGAAGCGCGCAUCUGAGAGGGUGUUUGUGCCACUCACAGUGGGAGGCGGCAUCAGGGACUUCACAGACGCCAAUGGCAGGCCGUACUCAGCGUUGGAGGUGGCGGCGGAGUAUUUCCGGUCAGGGGCGGACAAGGUGUCCAUCGGCAGUGAGGCCGUCUUUGCAGCGGAAGAGCUGCUUGCUUCCGGGGAGAAGACAGGCAAGACGGGGAUAGAGCAGAUCUCCUACGUGUAUGGCAACCAGGCGGUGGUGGUGAGCAUAGACCCUAAGAGGGUGUACGUGACCUCGCCAGACGACGUGCCUUUCAAAUGCGUCAAGGCAUCAACGCCAGGACCCAACGGGGAGGAGUACGCAUGGUAUCAGUGCACGGGUGAUUCUCAUCUCACCAUGCUGCCUUCCCCUCUCACCAUGUUGCCUUCCCCUCUCACCAUGCUGCCUUCCCCUCUGACCAUGCUGCCUUCCCCUCUGACCAUGCUGCCUUCCCCUCUGACCAUGCUGCCUUCCCCUCUGACCAUGCUGCCUUCCCCUCUCACCAUCGUAACCUCUGCUGCUGCACUGCAGGCCGUGGAGCAGCUGGGGGCGGGGGAGAUUCUGCUCAACUGCAUCGACUGCGAUGGCCAGGGCCAGGGAUUCGACUUGGAUCUGGUGGAGCUGGUCUCCUCUGCUGUGAGCAUCCCUGUCAUCGCCAGCAGCGGGGCGGGCAACCCAGAGCACUUCUCGCAGGUCUUUGCUCACACUGGCGCCUCCGCUGCGCUGGCUGCCGGAAUCUUCCACCGCAACGAGGUGACAAUAGAGUCGGUGAAGACGCAUCUGGCAGAGGAGGGUGUGGAGACUCGCCUGCUGUGA